CGUCACUACAAUGACCAGUUACAUUGUCGCUUGUGCCGCCUGUGCAGUGGGACGCUUCAUGAGAAACUCCAGUAAGAUUCAAAGGUGUUGUUAUGGAGACAGACAAUGUUGCAUCUCCUCCUAGCCCUCAGCUUCUGUUUCUGGGACAAAAGUCUACCAAACGCCUGCUGGAAGUAUAUGUGAAACGCACUCUCAGUCUAAAUGAUAACACCGCCAGGCCACAACGAGCCAAAAAUCGGAAAUGGGUAAUAGUGGACAGCAAAGGAAACCGCAUCAGAAAGGCGUCCAGUGACAGCUCAACAUAUCGUCUAUCACGUGAAAUAUCACAAUCUGAGCCAAAGGAACUGAACACAGACACAACCAACGACUCUAGCCAAACAAUAAUCAAGCCUCGGACUCGAAAAAUUGCCAAAAAGCCAUCUAUACUGAGGGGCUUUAUAAGCCUGUUUUCCAGGAAGAACCAUGAAGUCCAAAACAGUGCCACAGUGCCAGAUAGCCCUGUGUUCAGUGGGCCUGCGGAUGGCUGCUCUGCCACAGAUCCGUGCCCCCCUGAUAUACCCGGGACCGAGAGGGACGGAAACACACUGCGCCAUUCUAAAUCCAUCAAGAAGAGGCUUUCGCUGAAGAAGCUCUCCUUCCGUAGCCACCACGAUGCAGACAAAUCGGAUUCAGUCCGAAAGCAGAGCAGCCUGGCCCCUGCUGAUGUGGUUCGAGUGCCAGAUGCGAUUGUCUGUGUGGAGCCUGCCAGUGCAUACUUUGAGAAGGUGUCAGAGGAGUUGGAGCGCAUUGUGAAAGAGGUGAAAGAAAGCCCAAAUGAGGAGGAGCCGUAUUGUGCUGCUAUGCUAAAUGAUCCAAGGCCUGCUGAAGAAGCCUUGGACUCCACUGAGGACAUUAUUGAGAGAAUGGUCAAUCUACUAAAAGAGCACGGAGAUGAGAUCAACGAAAAGAUUAAGAGGAGCAGUAGUGUAAGCACCUUCUUCCAGAAGCUCAACUACAACAACUUCCAGCAACUAGCCGAUCGCUAUGUGGCUGCCAUCCCUGAUCCACUACCUCAGACGACCGAGGCUCCUCCACAGUUGGUGAAGCUGGCCUUCACCCUGGAUUUCACAGCCAAGGUGGCUGGACUGUCCAGCCAAGCCAUCGGCCGUGUCAUGGGUUUUGGGAACCAGUACAUACAGGACCGUUUUACCCAGAUGACAAGUGCCAACUGCCUGGGUCAGCAAUCUCAGAACAUGGGAGACCAAAGCCUGAUGGAUCAAGACUAGAGUCUGUGAGUGAAGAUGCCCUAUACCAUUCCAGUGCAAUGCUUAAGCCUUUGAAUAUUACCUGAUAUUCAGGUAUACAAUAAGUCUGAAGUUGCCAAAUAAUAUUGGUACGUCCUGAAAUGCUGUCAAACAGCAUUUGGAUAUUGCCUGAUAUUUAGGCAUGCAUUACGAAUGUGAAUUUGCCCAAUAGUGCAAUUGGUGUGUCCUCAAAUACUAUCUUUCACACUGUUGUGUUGAUGCUACCAACAACUUUAUUACUUGAUGUGCAACUGUUUGCGCCCUGGGGAAACCAUCCUAAGGAUUUCUUUGAAUAACCAUAUUGUGGUUAUCAAAUUAGCUUGAUGAUUUUAUUAUUUGAUGUGUAACUGUAUUUGCACCUUGGGAAAGCCAUUCUAAAGAUUGCUUUGAAUAACCGUAUAAUGUGGUUAUCAACUAGACAGAUAGAGAGGUUUUGACUAAUUAAGGGAUUAUUCCCUUGCCUUGUGUCCUCGUCAAAUUCCAUGGAACAUUUUCCUGUGUCUAUACAGUAUAUUUAAAAAUAUUGUUUUAUAUUUUUUUUGAACAGUGUGGAAAAUCUGGUCAUCAUGGGUUGACUACAUAAACACACAUUCUAUAACAUAGGAUGUUUUCAUACAACUCAUAUGAAACUUUCAUACUGGACUGUUCUUGUUUUUUAAAAAAUGUGAAAGUUAUAUACAGUAUGUAUAUAUGUUCUUGAACGCAUUAAGAUUACUGUUGAGUGCCCUCUCACAGGCCAUACAGUAUACGUAAGCAAUACCUCCAUUUGCCUUUUCUAUAUCACAGAGGCAUGGAAGCUGGAACGGACAUUCCCGUUGCCUUUCCACAAAAUGUGAACUUUUUCACUUCUCACUUUCAGCUCUGACUCAUACUUGAAAAGAAUCAUUUCAAGUACUGAAUCAUUUUAGAUACCUGAACCAGCUAAAUGUUCAGCAAUCAGCAUCUGAUGUGAUCAGAUGUCUGAUCUGAGUAAACUAAUUCACUCAUAGCUUUAAGAUCUAUAUCCUUCUCAGUGGAAACUUGAAAGCCAUAGGCUGUGGCCUGGUAUAAUCAAUCACUAGAAAUCCAAAGUGUGACAUGCCCAACCAUGAUCAGAUGAUUUUGACUUGAAAAAGUGAUGCAUAUAAUGAAGCAGUUCUGUCCUCAAGGGACAAUGAGGGGUUUGUUGACAUGAUGCAAAUCUAGUGUCAUAGGACUCAACCACCCUGCAUGUUCUCAAUGCAAUUUCACGCAUGGAUUUCACAAAUGGACUGGGUUACUGAAACUGUGACAUUCAAUGAUUCAUUUACUGUAAGAGCAAAACAUCUUUGUCUGACUUCCAAACUGUGCACAAGAUCAUGUUUAUGAUUUUUUGUCAUCCAGUUCCUUUUUAUACGUCUGUUUCAUUGUUGGCUUAACUGUGUUGUGUCAAUAUAAUAAACAGUAAUUUUCUAUAAAAUGUU
Molecule: messenger RNA, 2725 nt
Organism: Sardina pilchardus (European sardine)
Lineage: Eukaryota; Metazoa; Chordata; Actinopteri; Clupeiformes; Clupeidae
Exons: 6
Coding region: 93-1265 (390 amino acids)
Biological process (GO): regulation of extrinsic apoptotic signaling pathway
Source: RefSeq, a predicted model, not a curated record